CCUACCCAGCGUUCCUGGAAAGUGGGGGAGGGAAAAACACGAGAAAAGCUAAGGAAAAUUACGCGUUCUUCUUCUAUUCGCAAACGCCGAUUUUCCCUUCAAUUGUUGCUGUUAUUAUUGUUAUAUUUACUUGGCGGUGAUUAAAUUAAACGGUUUAUUGGAUUAAGAAUUCUCAUUAUUACUGUUGAGACUUUCCUCUCCUCUUGCACCAAAGAACACGGUUCCAAGUUUUCUCCAUUUCUAGGGCAACUUUUUUUGGCUAAAUCCCUUUCUUCCAACUGAAGUGAGCUCUCAUUGCAAAUUAAACGCGUUUUGCAUGCUGCGAUCUUAGUUGUGAUGGAAACUAGGGCGUGAAUUGGCCGAGCAGAAGAAAAUACGGUAAAAAAUGUUCUUCAGCGGCGAUCCUUCUACGCGGAAGCGUGUCGAUUUGGGUGGUCGCAGCUCAAAGGAAAGGGACCGGAAGAACCUUCUAGAACAGACGCGAGUUGAAAGAAACCGGCGCUUGUGGUUGCGCCAGCAGAACUCUGCCGUACUCAAAAUUCAGAAAUGCUUCAGAGGAAGAAAAGCUGUCAAAACUGAACAAUCUAAGUUGCGAGAGCAGUUCUAUGAAGUCUAUGGGAAAUAUUGCCAUAAUGUGGACAGGAAUUCUUUUGGUCCAGAUUCUGAUUUCCUCUGCCAGUUCCUCUAUUUCUUUAAGGCAGACGAUAGUGAUGAUUUUUUAGUUCUUGUUCAAAUUUGCCGGUUGCUUUGGUGGUUUGUUCAAAAUAAUGGGGACGUUGUGAACAUUUUUGCAGGGGUGGAUUACUCUUCCACCCGUGCUUUGGUGAACUACCGAGUGAAGCGAUUUGUACAAGCUUGUAUUCAUGCUUUGCAUCGGAAUAGAAAUCAGCUAAAAGGGCAGCUUUUGUUGACUCCUGAGGAAUUGAAUGUAUCAGCUGUUCCUUUAUUGGAGGUUUUAGUAUUGUUAAUUGAUUCCAAAUUGCCAUGGAGCUGUAAGAUAGUAGAAUAUCUCUUUCGAAACAAUGCACUUGGCCUACUAAGAGAGAUCAUUCUUACAGGGAAGGGUAAUGAUGCAGAGAAUUAUUUUUCCAUUGGCAAGGGUUCAUCAUUGGAGCGUGUGCUUAUGGCUGUAGUACGUCACGCUGGUCAGGAGCCAUGUAUCUGUUCACAUAUUAAUCCAACAUAUAGUUUUGCGUCUCAAAUCAUCACCAUUCCUUUUUUGUGGCAUCUUUUCCCUAAUUUACAACAGAUUUUUGCCGCAGAGGACCUGAGCCAAUUUUACAUGCAUCAAAUGGCAAAGUUUGGGCAAAAUCUGAUCAAUUUUCUACCUAAGGAUAUAUCAAAUGAAUUUCCUAGCCAUGCCUGUAUGCUUGGAAAUGUAUUAGAAACUGCUGGAGUUGCUUUGUCUCAUCCUGUCUGUUCAUUUGAUAUGGCAAUAGACCUUGCGGGUGUCACUACAGUUUUGCUGGAGGCACUCCCAUCUGCAAAAACUUUCAAUGGUUCUAUGAGCGCUGAAGAUGAUAUGACUGGAGAUGAAGUCAUGGAAAUAGCUUUAGAUAGGAAAUUGGAGCAGCAAAUUAAUAAUGCCGUAAAUCCUCGCUUCCUUCUACAACUGACAAACAUACUAUUUAAAGAGAUUUCAUCUGUCAAUGAUUCAGAUUAUGGACCCAAUGAUAGAGAAGUUACUGCUGUUGAUGCGGUUUGUGGGUUUUUGCAUGUUACCUUCAGCAAGCUGCCACUUGAACGGAUUAUGACUGUGCUUGCUUACAGAACUGAACUUGUUAUUACCCUUUGGAACUUUACAAAGAAGUGUCAUGAGAACCAAAAGUGGUCAUCACUCACCUCAAAUGAUGCACCUGGCUGGCUGUUACCUCUGGCUGUAUUCUGUCCUGUCUACAAGCACAUGCUUAUGAUUGUUGAUAAUGAAGAAUUUUAUGAGCAGGAGAAACCGCUGUCACUGAAGGAUAUUAGGACCCUCAUCAUUAUAUUGAGACAGGUUCUGUGGCAGCUACUGUGGGUGAAUCAUACUACAUCAGCUAAUUCAGUAAAAUCAGUUCCGAAUAGUUCAGUUAGAAAGGGGCAGUUCGUUCAGGCCAUUCAACAGAGGGUUAGCAUUGCAGUCUCUGAGCUUCUCUCCCAGCUGCAAGAUUGGAACAAUAGACGGCAGUUUACAUCCCCCAGUAACUUCCAUGCUGAUGGUGUGAAUGACCUAUUUAUCUCUCAGGCUUUAAUAGAAAAUACGCGAGCAAAUGAAAUAUUGAAACAGGCCCCUUUCUUGAUACCAUUUACUAGCAGGGUUAAAGUAUACUCUUCUCAACUAGCUGCUGUUAGGCAAAGGCAUGGAUCUCAGGCUGUAUUUAGUAGGAAUCGGUUCAGAAUAAAACGAGACCGUAUUUUGGAAGAUGCUUAUAAUCAAAUGAGUCAGUUGACAGAAGAUAGUCUUCGAGGAUUGAUCCGUGUGACUUUUGUCAAUGAAUUUGGAGUUGAAGAGGCUGGAAUUGAUGGCGGUGGAAUAUUCAAAGAUUUCAUGGAGAACAUCACACGUGCUGCCUUUGAUGUGCAGUAUGGAUUAUUUAAGGAAACAGCAGAUCACCUGCUUUAUCCUAAUCCUGGAUCCGGAAUGAUACAUGAACAACACUUCCAAUUUUUCCACUUCCUUGGUACUCUUCUUGCAAAGGCUAUGUUUGAAGGGAUUCUGGUUGAUAUACCAUUUGCUACAUUCUUUUUGAGCAAAUUGAAACAAAAGUACAACUAUUUGAAUGACUUGCCCUCCUUGGACCCGGAAUUGUAUCGCCAUCUCAUUUUCCUCAAGCAUUAUAAGGGAGACAUUUCGGAAUUGGAACUAUACUUUGUUAUAGUAAAUAAUGAAUAUGGAGAACAAACAGAGGAGGAACUGCUUCCUGGGGGAAGAAACCUACGUGUCACUAAUGAGAAUGUUAUUACUUUUAUUCAUCUUGUAGCCAAUCACCGCUUGAAUUUUCAGAUACGCCAACAGAGUUCGCAUUUCUUGAGGGGAUUUGAGCAACUUAUUCAGAAGGAUUGGAUUGAUAUGUUUAAUGAACAUGAACUUCAGCUUCUGAUAUCAGGUUCAGUUGACAGCUUGGAUAUUGAUGAUUUGCGGCUGCACACCAACUAUGCAGGAGGUUAUAAUAGUGACCACUAUGUUAUUGAGAUGUUUUGGGAAGUUCUUAAAGGCUUUUCAUUGGAAAACAGGAAGAAAUUUUUGAAGUUCGUGACAGGUUGCUCUCGUGGGCCAUUGCUUGGUUUCAGAAAUCUUGAACCUUUGUUUUGCAUUCAAAGGGCUUCCAGUAAUGCUGCGGAGGAAUCACUUGACCGAUUACCAACAUCGGCUACUUGUAUGAAUCUACUGAAGCUUCCGCCUUAUACAAGUAAGGAGCAAUUGGAAACCAAACUACUGUAUGCCAUAAAUGCCGAUGCUGGCUUUGAUUUAAGUUAGAAGCAUGAAGUGGAAUUUACGAUAUCUUUAGGGUUUGAGCUUGGUACAGAAUGACUCCGAUGACGAUUAGUGGAACAGGAAAGGGCAAAUAAUCGGAUGGAUAGAGCUGAAUAAAAAUAUCAUGUGUUACUGUAUGUAUGUGUAUAUAUAUACUUGUUGUCUUCUUCAAUCUUGAUUGCCAAUUUGUGUCUUUUUAUCUAAAUGUAAAUACCUAAAAUGUGAAUUAUUUUGUGAAAUUCACUUUGGCAGGGUUUUUCCUGAUUAUUUUCUAUGAUCAUAAAAGCAAAACUUCACCCGGAGGUUUUGUUCUUUUGCA
Molecule: messenger RNA, 3773 nt
Organism: Vigna unguiculata (cowpea)
Lineage: Eukaryota; Viridiplantae; Streptophyta; Magnoliopsida; Fabales; Fabaceae
Product: E3 ubiquitin-protein ligase UPL6-like
Biological process (GO): ubiquitin-dependent protein catabolic process; protein polyubiquitination
Molecular function (GO): ubiquitin protein ligase activity
Source: RefSeq, a predicted model, not a curated record